AUGAACAGUUUGGAAGAUUUGGCAUUUAAAAAAAUUUCAGAAUGUAUCACUAAUGGGACCUAUGAUUCUUUGGACUAUCAAUUGAUCCCUUAUCACUGCGAUAAGGUCGUUUCGGAGAUUUUAAAAAGUGGAAAAGAAUGGAAAGAUGAGAUUUUUCGACAUUUGAUGGAUAGAAAUUUUAUGCUGAGCAAUCUGGAUUUUGAAGAUUUUGAAUUAGAUGAAACAGGUCUAAAAUUCCUUCGAAAUCAGAAAAUUUUGAGAUUUUUGGAUUUGGGAGCUUUGCAGAAUGGGGAGGAUGGAGAAAAUGAAACCUUCGACGUCAUCAGGUUCCUAGAAUCCUCGUUAAAUCCAGAAUGUCAAAAAAUUCUUCUGAAAUUGAAUAUCAAAGGGACCAAGCAAUUUUCCAAUGGAUGGAUUCAAAAUCUAUCCAGAAUGUUCCCAUUGCUUCUGGAACUUUCGAUUUCUGGAAGACAACUUUUUGGAAAUUCUGGAAGUUUAUUAUUCAAGAAUUUUCCAAAUUUGGUCCAUUUGGAUUUGGGUGGUACCAACCUUCAGAAUCUUGAUGGAAUUCAAGGAAUGAAGAAUUUGGAAUGGCUCUCUUUGAAAGAUUUGGAUUUUGAGAGAUCUGUAGAUUUAGAAGAAAUUUUUCAGCUUGAAAAUCUCAAAUUUCUAGAUUUAUCUGCAUCCAGUACUCCACAUGUCUCUUCUAUCACAUAUAAGUCGUUUAUGCUGCUCCAGAUGCUCCUCAAUACCUUCCAGCUCAACGAGGCUAUUCUGUUAUGCACCACAGAUUGGCAGAACGGGUGGCGGCUUUUUGAGAAGUACAUUGAUAAAAUCGAAACAAGCAUUCAGAAAUUGGGAAUUUCGUUUCUCGGAGUGAGCAGCACGAUUUUCCUCCUAACUCCUCGUGUGUUGGGAAAGCUGAUUGACGAAUGGGACGAGACGAAACAGGAUAAAAUGGAUCAGACUGAUAAAUCUUUGCUUUUGGCCAGAUAUUUUAAGGAGAACCCCGUGGCGUUGGUUGGAGUGCUCAUGUUGGGCGCUCUCGCGAUUGCUGCGCGAAUUUAUUGCAUGCAUACAGCAGGUCAACUAGUGAUCAACGACCUCCGCAAGACCGUAUUCAACUCGGUUCUACGUCAAGACAUGGCGUUUUUCGACAAGAAUAAAGUGGGAGAAAUCGUUUCUAGACUGUCCACAGACGCUCUGAUCGUUGGUUAUUCGGUUUCGAUGAAUUUGAGUGAUGGAGCUAGAGCACUGCUCACCUGUCUGGGUUCUGGAGGAUUGAUGGUGUACACAUCUCUUGCCAUGUGCAAAGUGAUCGUCGUGGUUGUGCCGGUGAUCGUCGGAACAUUUGCAGUCUUCGGAAAACUCCAAAGAAAAUACACGUUGAUGAUGCAGGAAGCAGUCGCCGGAGCGAAUCAAGUAGCCACAGAGAGACUGUCUUCUGUGAGAACUGUUCGAAUGUUGGUAGCUGAGAAGAAGGAAUUGGCUGCGUAUUCUGAUAAGAUUAACGAGAUUUGGUUGAUUUCCAAGAUGGAGGGACUGGCGAAGGGAUGCAUGUUUGGAUCGUUCCAAUUCACUGGAUAUCUCGCUCUAUCAUCGAUUCUGUUCUACGGAAGUAAUCUGAUCAGUCAGGGACUUUUGACAUACGGAGAGCUCUCAUCGUUCUGUCUCUACGCAGUUCUAUCAGCUGGAAGUCUGUCAGCAAUGUCUGGAUUCUAUUUGGAACUCAUGAAAGGUCUCGGAGCCAGUUCGCGGCUCUUCGAACUCAAAGAUCGAGAACCAAAGAUUCCAUUGGAGGGAGGAAUUCAAAAAGGAAACGUCCAGGAAGCGAUUCGAUUCGAGCAUGUCGCAUUCGGCUACGCAGAUCGAGACCCUCUUUUCCAUAAUAUCUCUUUUGAUGUUCCAGCUGGAAAAAUUACAGCAGUUGUUGGAAGUUCUGGAUCUGGAAAAUCAACGAUUGCUUCUCUUUUAUUGAGGCUUUAUGACCCAACGAAUGGAAGAAUUCUGGUUGAUGGCGUGGAUCUGAAAGAUUUGGAUCCAUCGUAUUGGAGGAGACAUAUUGGAACGGUGGGACAGGAACCUGUACUGUUUUCUACUACAAUCAGGGAUAAUAUCAUCUAUGGAAGUACGGAGCCGGAGAAGGUUUCUGAAGCUGAUAUCGUCUCAGCUGCUGAGCAAUCCAACGCGGAUGAGUUUAUCAUGAGAUUCCCUCAGAAAUACGAUACGAAGGUUGGAGAGCAUGGAUCGACGUUAAGUGGAGGACAGAAACAGAGAAUCGCCAUUGCAAGAGCUCUUGUUAAUAAGCCCAACAUUCUGAUUAUGGACGAGGCGACGUCGGCGUUGGAUGCCUCUUCAGAAUACCUUGUCAGAAUUGCGCUCAACAAAUUGCUGGCCAAUAGUAAACAGACUGUUAUGAUUAUUGCUCAUCGACUGUCCACAAUCAAACACGCUGAUCAAAUCGUGGUCGUCGAUAAGGGAAGCGUCGCCGAAUGUGGAAGUUAUGAGGAGCUAAUCCAGAUUCCAGAUGGCAUUUUCCGAAAAUUAGUCGAAAAACAAACGUUCGGAUUCAAGGAUCAGGACUCUUACUAA
This is a messenger RNA of Caenorhabditis briggsae, 2592 nucleotides long. It is a transcript of the gene Cbr-haf-3, whose product is annotated as Protein CBR-HAF-3. Gene Ontology annotation, cellular component: membrane. Gene Ontology annotation, biological process: transmembrane transport. NCBI's taxonomy places the organism in Eukaryota, Metazoa, Nematoda, Chromadorea, Rhabditida, Rhabditidae. The transcript has 13 exons. The coding region runs from base 1 to 2592 and encodes 863 amino acids. The record is from RefSeq and is a predicted model, not a curated record. Gene Ontology annotation, molecular function: ATP hydrolysis activity; ABC-type transporter activity; ATP binding.